Messenger RNA from Aspergillus nidulans FGSC A4, 1539 nucleotides. RefSeq lists its product as uncharacterized. The record is from RefSeq and is a predicted model, not a curated record. The coding region runs from base 1 to 1539 and encodes 512 amino acids. NCBI's taxonomy places the organism in Eukaryota, Fungi, Ascomycota, Eurotiomycetes, Eurotiales, Aspergillaceae. The transcript is spliced from 4 exons.
AUGGGAACAGAUUUACAUCUCCUGCAGCCGGCAGCUUUAGACUUACCGUUGCGGCCCUCCCAGUAUGCUGCUGGUCCUAUUCCCAGUCUGAAAGAUUUUCAGGCACAGUGGACCGCAUGGGAUAUAGUCACCAAAGCAAUGAUCCCACAAGAAGAGCUGCUUUCAAAGCCGAUUAAACUACGAAAUUCCCUGAUAUUUUACCUAGGACAUAUUCCCACGUUCGCUGAUAUUCACUUGACCCGUGCUUUGGGUGGCAAGCCUACAGACCCUAAAUCAUAUCAACUGAUAUUUGAGCGCGGCAUCGACCCCGACGUUGACGAUCCGGAAAAGUGCCAUUCUCACAGUGAAAUUCCGGACGAGUGGCCAUCUCGUUCAGAAAUCCUAGAUUACCAAGACCGGGUCAGAAACAGGAUACGAUCCACACUCGAGAUACCCGGCCUGUCCAAGAACAGAACGCUGGGUGAAGCCCUUUGGAUCGGGUUUGAGCACGAGGCAAUGCACUUGGAGACCUUCCUCUACAUGCUGAUCCAGAGUGAGAGAGUCCUUCCUCCGCCGGGUAUCCAGGCGCCGGAUUUCAAGAAGAUAUUUCUUGACGCAAGAGAAAAUGCGAAGCCGAACGAAUGGUUCGCUAUACCAGAACAAACCCUAUCUAUAGGGCUUGACUCUUCAGAGGACUUGAUGCCAACGUCAACAUUCGGUUGGGAUAACGAAAUACCUAAGCGCAAUGUAACGGUACAACCAUUUGAAGCGCAAGGGAGGCCCGUUACCAAUGGUGAAUAUGCCCGGUACCUUCAGAAGAACCAAAUUCACAGGUGGCCUGCCUCCUGGAUUAUGACCAAUCAAGCAGAUGGAGUUGCGAACGGUAGCACCGCAACUGAGGAUUUUCUAACUGACUUCUCUGUUCGCACGGUCUUCGGCCCCGUUCCACUUGAGCUAGCUCAGGACUGGCCAGUCAUUGCAUCCUACGACGAGCUUCAACAAUACGCUUCAUGGAUGAAUUGCCGCCUGCCGACGUUCGAGGAGGCCAAAAGCAUCUAUGCACACUCAGCUCGUCUAAAGAAAACUCUUACAGACGGCUCCGCGGAUGCAGCUAGCAACGGACUCAAAAACGGCUACCACAAACCGCAUCUUAGAAACGGCACCGUCAAAAUUGCUCCUUCUACAGCCCAACCCGUCCUCCCGCCCUCUGCAUCCGCAUCCUCUCCACCUGUUUUUCUCGACCUCACGACUUGCAAUGUCGGUUUCAAGAACUGGCAUCCCAUGCCCGUGAUCCAGAAUGGCGAUAAACUGGCUGGCCACGCAGAGCUCGGCGGCGUUUGGGAGUGGACUUCGUCACCUUUGGAGCCCCAUGAUGGGUUCAAAGCCAUGGAGAUUUACCCAGGCUAUACUUCCGACUUCUUCGACGGAAAGCAUAAUAUAAUCCUCGGUGGUUCGUGGGCGACUCAUCCGCGGAUUGUUGGGAGGACGACGUUUGUGAACUGGUAUCAACGAAAUUAUCCUUACGCAUGGGCUGGAGCGCGACUUGUACGGGACGUUUGA